Molecule: messenger RNA, 2875 nt
Organism: Belonocnema kinseyi
Lineage: Eukaryota; Metazoa; Arthropoda; Insecta; Hymenoptera; Cynipidae
Gene: Exd2
Product: exonuclease 3'-5' domain-containing protein 2
Exons: 7
Coding region: 509-2305 (598 amino acids)
Biological process (GO): nucleobase-containing compound metabolic process
Cellular component (GO): nucleus; cytoplasm
Molecular function (GO): nucleic acid binding; 3'-5' exonuclease activity
Source: RefSeq, a predicted model, not a curated record
UUUUAUCAGAUUUUCUUCAGUCGCGCGUGAAACCCGUAGCCACGUGCGUCGAUUAAAAUUUGUCAUUAAUGCUACGGGGUCCCUUGAACCUCAAACGGUUUAAAAAACCGUCCAGCAUUUAAAUGGGAGUAUAAAGAAACAUUCAAGUGAAACCUAGAGAGAAUAAAAAUUAACAUUAAUUAUUAAAUAAAACUUUUGAGCUCCCAUUAUGGGACAUUUUGUUCGUGCUACCCCAGUGAAAUUAAUCCCGCCUUUUCAAGGCGAAAAGAUUCAUACUGUGCGCGUCUAAAUAAUUAUACACAAUUAGCAUAGGUUUAUUUAUUACUCGCAAUGUCGAUUUUCGGAAAAUCACCUAAUUACUAAUCCACCCGAAGGAGUAAAGUAUUCUCGAAGUAUUGUCUAUCAUAACCAAAAAAAACUUUAACAAUUAGAAAUAUAAACAUUUGUGAAGACGCUCGUCGUCGAACUCGUAGUAGUUUGUGUAAUUUGUUGCUUUAAGCUUCGAUUGAUGCUCGAAAUACGUAAAAAUAACAUGUUUUUCGGGGUUUGUAUGACUGUGGGCAUCGUCCUUCUGGCCUCCAAGUAUCGCGACAACGUACUUCGAGGUGUCACGAAAUUCUGCCACAGUAUUACUAGUAAAAGUAAUAACGACGAUGAAGAAGAUAAUAGUAAAGAUAAGAAAGAUGUAAAAAUUUCAUUGGACAAAGUUAUUCUGGCAGAUUCGCCGGAGAAGUGCGAUUACGCCGUUCAACGUAUUCGCAGGGACUUGUCUGAUGGAAUAUUGGGUUUUGAUUGCGAGUGGGUCAAAGAAGGAUCUGUUUCAUUACUUCAACUUGCCACAGAUAAUGGUGUCUGUGCUUUAUUUCGUCUGGGAAAAAUUGGAUAUGUUCCUCCCAAACUCAAAGAGCUGCUGUCUAAUAGACGUCUAUUGAAGGUGGGCGUAGCCCCGUUCGAAGAUGGGAAGAAACUAACGAACGAUUAUGGAUGCAAAGUUUACGGGACGCUUGAUGUAAGAACCCUUGCUGAUCGCCUUGAUCUUCCGAGUCCAAAGAGCUUGGCUGCAAUGAGCCUAGAAUACCUUGGGCUUGAGUUAGAUAAGCUGAUAGAAGUGAGGUGCAGUGAUUGGGAUAAUGACACUCUCACCGACGAUCAGAUAGCUUACGCCUCUUACGACGCAUUAACUUCUGUUUUUAUUUACCAUCAGAUUCUGGAACGGGCGAGGAAAAAGCGAUCCUAUUGGCAGAGCUUCAUUCUUCUUUUGAAGGGCAUGUGGGAAGAGGACGAAGACGAAAGAUUUCAUGGAUUACCCAAUGGCGUCAUCGACGCGAGGUUCAAGGUUCAACGGGGUAGCAUGAUGAGUAGUAGCAGUAACAAUUCCAAUAAAAAUUGUAAAUUGAAUCAAAUAAUUAGUAGAGGUGUCGAUGGAAAUAAGAAUAGCAUUCCUGCAAGGAAUAAGCCUUUGUAUCAUAAUUGUUAUCUCCAAGCUCCUGAUGGAGACAUUUUGUGUACGUGUGAUCGGAAAAAAGCUGAGUGGUAUGUCUCGAAGGAGUUGGGACAAGUUGUGAACGAUGAUCCUUUUACGGUGAGGCUGAAAUUUGAGCCAUCCGGACGAGCAUUAGGAGAAGUCGGCCAGUACUAUACCCAGGUCAAACUUAACCAGUGUGUAGUUUGUGGAUCCAGCGAAAAGUUCGUCAGGAAGAACGUCGUCCCAAGAGAAUAUCGCAAAUACUUUCCACUUGUAAUGAAAGCGCAUCAAUCUCACGAUGUAUUGUUGCUCUGUCCAUCUUGCCACGAGGUGAGCAACUACCACGAUCUGGAGCUCCGAAGACGUUUGUCAGAAAUUUGCGACGCGCCUCUACCUGGGCCGUCGUCUCAUACGAGGAAUGAGAUUCCUGCCGGCUGGCGAAAAUUGCAAUCGGCAGUCAAAGCGCUGAAAGGCAAGGCUACGAUUCCUGCACAAAGACGCAAGGAUCUUGAGUCUUACAUUAUUUCCUGCACUGGACAGCGUGAAUUCUCGCCGAUGCUGUUGGACGUCCUGAACGAGCGACUAAAGAGCAGGCCUGAGGUCAAACAUUCAAACAAAUGUGAUCCUCACGGUCUUAAGGUGGUGCGACACUUUGAGAAGCUGGAAGGCGGUCUCGUGGAACUCGAAAGGGUAUGGCGAGAGCAUUUCCUAACAGUGAUGAAGCCUCGAUUCCUCCCGAAAUUGUGGUCUGUUUGUCACAAUCAGGAGCGCCUUGCAAUUCGUCAAACGCAAAAUAGGAUAGAGCCACAAGAUGCGCGAGUGGCUGGCCUAGCUCAUUAAAUUUUUCGAAAAUAUUUUUUUAAACGUACCUGAAAGGACUCGUAUAAGAGCGAGUACUUGUUUUAUGAAGACUGUAUAAGUUAUUUAAAAACACUCUAUUUAUUAAUCGAUGUACUUCAAUCAAUUAGUUUAUUGUAAGUAGUAUUUUAUAUGUAAAUUAUGUAUACUUUAAGAAAACGUAAUAAUUUGAAAGGUGCAUUUUCACCUUGAAGUAUAAAGGUCUUUUGUCAAAGCGUGCUCUACGAACGAUAUCAUAUGAAGUGAAAAGGGGAAUUAUUAUUUUAGGCAUAUUAUGAUUAUAAUAAUGAUUCCUUCUUUGUCCUUUUUACUAUUUUAUUGUGUAAGUCUUUUGUGAUUUAUGGAUUUAUGUUAGGCCGGUAUGUCUAAACUUGGUUUUAAUCUGGCAAUGUAGGAUUUGUCUUUUGUCAAUUGGUUUUUCCUUGCAGAGAAUUUAAUGUACAAUAAGAAUACGAAGGCGCAGAAAAUAUAAAACAUAGGUGAAUUGCAAUUUUAUAAAAAUUCAAACUUGCCUUUGUAAAAUGAUUUGAGAAAAUAUAUUUUUACUAUGAA